UAGCCUUGCUUUGCAUAGUUUCCUUGGAAACUUUAAAAACUCUCUAGACCGAAACAAGAAAUAGGGGAAUCCCCAGAAGCAAACAGCAGCAGCAGCAUGCCCGACAGCACUCCGGACGAUCCGAUGGAUCAGGGCAGGGACACGCGGGAUUUUAUUCGCGGCUAUCACAGCGAGCAAGAGGAGAAGAUAAAGCCUCAAUCUUCGGUUGAGAAGCGUGAUGAUCUGGCAACGGCCAUCCUGAAGCGCAAGGACCGUCCCAACCGUCUGAUUGUGGAGGAGGCCCAGAACGAUGACAACUCAGUGGUGUCGCUGUCGCAGGCGAAAAUGGAUGAGCUGCAGCUCUUCCGCGGCGACACUGUCAUUCUGAAGGGUAAGCGGCGCAAGGAGACGGUCUGCAUUGUGCUCUCGGACGACACCUGCCCCGACGAGAAGAUCCGCAUGAACCGUGUGGUGCGCAACAACCUGUGCGUCCAUCUGUCCGAUGUGGUGUCGGUGCAGUCCUGCCCGGACGUCAAGUAUGGCAAGCGCGUGCGCAUCCUGCCCAUUGACGACACCACCGAGGGCGUGACAGGGAACCUAUUUGAGAUCUAUCUGAAGCCGUAUUUCCUGGAGGCCUACCGCCCCAUUCACAUGGGCGACAACUUCAUCGUGCGUGCCGCCAUGCGGCCCAUUGAGUUCAAGGUGGUGCUAACCGAUCCCGAGCCGUACUGCAUCGUGGCCCCCGAGACGGUGAUCUUCUGUGACGGAGAUCCGAUCAAGCGGGAAGAGGAGGAGGAGUCGCUUAAUGCCGUGGGCUACGAUGACAUUGGUGGCUGCCGCAAGCAGCUGGCCCAAAUCAAGGAGAUGGUGGAGCUGCCGCUUCGCCAUCCAUCGCUGUUCAAGGCCAUCGGUGUGAAGCCGCCGCGAGGCAUUCUUAUGUACGGUCCUCCCGGCACGGGUAAGACUCUGAUUGCUCGCGCCGUGGCCAAUGAGACCGGUGCAUUCUUUUUCCUGAUCAACGGACCCGAGAUUAUGUCCAAAUUGGCUGGAGAGUCGGAGUCGAAUCUGCGUAAGGCCUUCGAGGAGGCAGAGAAGAACUCGCCGGCCAUCAUCUUCAUUGAUGAGAUCGACGCCAUUGCCCCCAAGCGUGACAAGACUCACGGCGAGGUGGAGCGUCGCAUUGUCUCCCAGCUGCUGACCCUGAUGGACGGCAUGAAGAAGAGCUCCCAUCUGAUUGUGAUGGCGGCCACCAACAGGCCCAACUCUAUCGAUCCGGCGCUGCGUCGCUUCGGACGUUUCGAUCGUGAGAUCGAUAUUGGCAUUCCUGAUGCCACUGGCCGUCUGGAGGUGCUGCGCAUCCACACCAAGAACAUGAAGCUGCAUGAGGAUGUGGAUCUUGAGCAGAUCGCUGCCGAGACCCACGGACAUGUGGGCGCUGAUUUGGCUUCGCUGUGCUCGGAGGCUGCCCUUCAGCAAAUCCGUGAGAAGAUGGAUCUCAUCGAUCUGGAGGAUGACAAGAUUGACGCCGAGGUGCUGGCCUCACUGGCUGUGACUAUGGAGAACUUCCGCUAUGCGAUGACCAAGUCCAGUCCGUCCGCGCUGCGCGAGACGGUGGUGGAGGUGCCCAACACCACCUGGACGGACAUCGGUGGCCUCGAGAGCGUGAAGAAGGAGCUGCAGGAACUGGUUCAGUACCCGGUGGAGCAUCCGGACAAGUUCUUGAAGUUCGGCAUGCAGCCCAGUCGCGGAGUCCUGUUCUACGGACCCCCCGGUUGCGGUAAGACGCUGCUGGCCAAGGCCAUUGCCAACGAGUGCCAGGCCAACUUUAUUUCGGUAAAGGGACCUGAGCUGCUGACCAUGUGGUUCGGCGAGUCUGAGGCCAAUGUGCGCGACAUCUUCGACAAGGCCCGCUCGGCGGCUCCUUGUGUGCUCUUCUUCGACGAGCUGGACUCGAUCGCCAAGGCCCGUGGUGGCAAUGUAGGCGACGCUGGCGGCGCUGCCGAUCGUGUGAUCAACCAGAUUCUGACCGAGAUGGACGGCAUGGGUGCCAAGAAGAACGUGUUCAUCAUUGGGGCCACCAAUCGUCCGGAUAUCAUCGAUCCGGCCAUUCUGCGUCCAGGCCGUUUGGAUCAGUUGAUCUACAUCCCGCUGCCCGACGACAAGUCGCGUGAGGCCAUCCUGAAGGCCAACUUGCGCAAGUCGCCGCUGGCCAAGGAGGUGGAUCUCACCUACAUUGCCAAGGUGACGCAGGGCUUCUCGGGUGCCGAUCUUACCGAGAUUUGCCAGCGGGCCUGCAAGCUGGCCAUCCGACAGGCCAUCGAGGCCGAGAUCCGUCGCGAAAAGGAGCGCACCGAGAAUCCCAACUCGGCGAUGGACAUGGACGAGGACGAUCCAGUGCCGGAGAUCACGAGCGCCCAUUUCGAGGAGGCGAUGAAGUUUGCUCGCCGCUCGGUGUCGGACAACGACAUCAGGAAAUACGAGAUGUUUGCCCAGACUUUGCAGCAGUCCCGCGGCUUCGGACAGAACUUCAGAUUCCCCGGUCAAACCGGCAACACCUCAGGGUCUGGCAACAACAUGCCAGUUAACUCGCCAGGCGACAACGGCGACGAUGAUCUUUACAGUUAGAUUUCUAGGUUUACACUGCAAAACAAAACCAACAAAACAAAAGAAAACAAACAACAAAAAAAAAGAAACUUUUUAAAUGAAUUUUUUCCUGUAAAACCGAACAAGCAAACAAAUCACAUUCGCAUCCUGGCGGCGACUACCACUAAGUCCCUCCAUUUGGCUAAGACAUUCAGCCGACAGAGGAAUUCGAUUAUAUCCAAUCUAAGAAAUAUAAUAAUCACUUUUUUGAUAACAUCCGUGGAUUCACGGUUCGUUUGAGCGAAACUGAUUGUAAAACAUUUUAAUUGGCGACCCAAUCCGCGCCUCACACACACUUAUCAUUCGUGCAUUGUCGGUAGAAUGGCUCCGAUAUAUGAGUUUCUAUAUACAUAAUUAUAAACGAUACACAUACACACAUACAUUUAAAGAUAAAUACAUAUAUUAAACACCGUAAAAUUAUAAGUGUAUUUGGAGCUACGUUUUUAAGUGAAUAAAAAUUACAAAUUCAA
Molecule: messenger RNA, 3092 nt
Organism: Drosophila kikkawai
Lineage: Eukaryota; Metazoa; Arthropoda; Insecta; Diptera; Drosophilidae
Gene: TER94
Product: Transitional endoplasmic reticulum ATPase TER94
Biological process (GO): mitotic spindle disassembly; retrograde protein transport, ER to cytosol; autophagosome maturation
Cellular component (GO): nucleus; VCP-NPL4-UFD1 AAA ATPase complex; cytosol
Molecular function (GO): polyubiquitin modification-dependent protein binding; ATP binding; ATP hydrolysis activity
Source: RefSeq, a predicted model, not a curated record